AUGCCGGACGCGCCCCCUGACCCCGGCGGCGGGUUCCCGCCGUUUGCGGGUGGAGGGAGAUACCCGAGCAUCGAUGGCGGCGGCGACGGGGACGGCGGCGGCAGCGGCGCGGAGCAGGCAGGAGUGUGGGCAAUGCCAAAAGCCUCGGGCACCGAAUAUGGCGGCAUGAACAAGGCCACCCUGGACGCCGCCCUGUCGGCGCGCGGCGUCACCGCCGGCCCAACCCUUGGGCUGCUCGCCCGGAGCAGCGCCAGCAGCAGCGGCAGCCAUGCCAGCCUUGGCGGCAGCAGCAGCGCCGCGACCAGCACCUGGCUGGACGGCGCCAGCGACGGCAGCAGCCCGUCGGCCGCGCCGCCGCCGUCGCCGUUCGGCGCCGGCGGCCUCGCGAGCGACGACGCGGGCGCGGGGGCGCACCACCGCCGGUGGGGCGCUGGGCGGCGGCCGCCGGCGGGCGGCAGAGGCUUCCUGGGUGCGGCGGUGGCGGCCGCAUCUCAGCAAAGCGCGAGCGAGCCUCGCGCCGCUCGGGGCGCCUCGGACGACGCCGCGGCGCCGGCCGACGCGUCCGCCCGCGGCCAAUGCAGCAAGGUCGGCGCGGGCCGGCGGGUGGCGCCGACCCUCGCAGGCAUCGCCGCAGCUGCGGGCGCGGCCGUGGCGGGCGCAGCGGCGAGGGUCGCACGGGCCGCGUCGCUGGCGUCGCUGCACCCAGCCGUGCGCGCGCACCUGGAGGGCUCCCUGGGCAUCGCAUUCAGCGGCGGCGGCUUCCGCUACGCCUACUUCCUUGGCGUGGGCGAGGUGCUGCUGGACCUGGGCCUGGUCGACCCCAGCACCAGGGUCAGCGGCGCCUCCAGCGGCAGCCUGGGGGCGGUGCUGCUCAAGUGCGGCUUCGACGCACGAGACGUGCUGCUGUCAACACUGAAUUUCGCCGUUGAUGUGCGGCAGCACGGCAUCAAGGGCCGCCUGGGCCCCGCGCUGCGGUCGUACCUCCAGACGCACCUGCCGCCCUGCGCCGGUGCCUCGAACAACGGCACCACCUUCCUGGCCGUCACGCAGGUGUGGCCCAGCGUGCGGACGAUGCUGCACUACUCAUUCGGCACCAAGGACGAGCUCAUCGAUGCCAUGCUGGCCUCAUGCCACCUGCCCUCGAUCAGCGACGGCAGCAUCACCGUGCGCUUCAAGCAGCGGCCACACAUCGACGGCGGCCUGCUGUCGGUCCUCACGCCGCCGCCCGACACGACGCACACCGUCAACGUCUGCAGCAUGCCGUCUCGCCAGAUCGCCCGCCUCCCACUGUACAUCACGCGACCGGCGCAGUCAGAGAUCUCCAUCAGCCCCGACUCAUACCAGCAGUGGCCCUACAACCGCCGAGAAACCUGCGCCCUUGCGGUGGCGCCGCCGCAGGACGAAUUCAUCGUCGACAUGUACCAGCGCGGCCUGCACGAUGCCAGGAGCUGGGCGGAAGCUGUCGGCCUCACGCGGGACGGCCGGCGCCUGUGGCCGACCGCGCAGGAGCUCGGUCGAGCCCCGCUGCCGGUGUGGCUGUCGGCCAACGCGCGUGCCGGCGCGGCCCCGGCCGCGGCCGCGGCGCUCGCGCCCGGCGGCGCGGAUGCGGUCGCGUUCUGCGCGGCGGCGGCGCGUGCACCCGCGGCGGCGGCAGCGGCCGGCGCGUCCGAGGAGGCCGGCGGCGAGGCCCUCGUCGCCACCGCCGCGCUGGCAGCGGGCGGCCGCCUUGGCCUGUCCGAGGUUGCGGGGCGCCCGGGCAGGUUUUUUCUCGCGCCUGACGGCGGAGAUGACGGGCUGGGUGGCGCGACGGGCGGCUCCACUGCGGGGUCGGUGUCAGACCUGCAGCUGCUUGUUUCAGAGCUGGGGGUGCCGCAGCCGCGGUCGCUCUCGGGGGCCAUGAUCUGA
Messenger RNA from Monoraphidium neglectum, 1905 nucleotides. RefSeq lists its product as hypothetical. Gene Ontology annotation, biological process: triglyceride catabolic process; lipid homeostasis. The record is from RefSeq and is a predicted model, not a curated record. The coding region runs from base 1 to 1905 and encodes 634 amino acids. Lineage: Eukaryota; Viridiplantae; Chlorophyta; Chlorophyceae; Sphaeropleales; Selenastraceae. Gene Ontology annotation, molecular function: triacylglycerol lipase activity. The transcript has 7 exons. Gene Ontology annotation, cellular component: lipid droplet; cytoplasm; membrane.